Messenger RNA from Acaulospora colombiana, 214 nucleotides. The record is from the annotation of a GenBank genome assembly. NCBI's taxonomy places the organism in Eukaryota, Fungi, Glomeromycota, Glomeromycetes, Diversisporales, Acaulosporaceae.
AUGAAAUUCUCCUCAAUUGCUGUUGUCCUAUCUUUGUUAGCCGCAACUUCUUUUGCUGAGCCUUCCGCAAACCAAGAGAAACGCGAUGCUUCUCCAUACUAUUACUACAAGAGGGAUGCGGAUGCUAGCAACAUGAAACGUGAUGCUUAUUACUACUACAAGCGUGAAGCCGAUGCAGAACCAUACUAUUACUACAAGAGACAAGAAUUAAAAC